CGGAGUUAGGACUCGUUCAAUUUCAGAUUUAAAAAAAUAUACAUAGCUAAAAUAUAUUUUAAAAUACGUUCGCCCGACAACUACAUCUUAGUUCACCUGACCACAAUGGAAUUUCGUCGCAGUAUAUGCUUCUCGCUCACACUGUUAUACCUCUUUAAUCUGGUUGAUUUUGUAUGGUCCAGGAGAUGCCCAAAUCCACCAGAAUGCAAGCUAGGCAUCAUUUCUAAGGAGUGCAAGUGCGUUUCCUGCCCGUCGGGCAAGUACCACGUUGUGAGGAGUGGCUAUCCGCGAUGCGAGUUCUGCACACAACAAUGCACUGCUGAGCGGCACCUGAUCCAGAUAAAGGACUGUACCGCCAACUCUAAUCGCGAAUGCCAUUGUGACAGGGGCUACUUUUGUGAAAGCUCUGCCCAGUACACCUGCCGAAGGUGUACUCUUUGUCCUGAUGGGACCUUCACAGCCACCACCUCACGACUGCAAUCCUGCAAACAGCAUACUGACUGUGGAAGUCUGGGCAAGGUUCUGAUCUCAAAGGGCAACAGAACUCAUGACCACGUUUGCUCCAACGUCCCCACAAGCUCCAUCCCCAGGGCCCUGCGUGUAGUUCAGAAUGCCAUGGAACAGAAUUCUGUCGUCAAGGAAACAACUGUUCCUCCUUCCACUGCGUCUACAAAGACUUUUGCCCAUGAAACUGAGACGGUCAUCAACAUGCGGGCCGCCCAGACUGCUACACGCUACCACACUAAAAGAGCUAUCAUAGAAACCCCCAGUGGCCUGCCCAACACAAAUGACAGGCCUGGAGUACAGAAUGCCACGAAACAGAAUUCUGUUUCCAAGGAAAUAGCUGUUCUUCCUUCCAAUGUGUCUGCAAAGCAUGUUACCUCUCCAGAGGAACAGUCAGCACGCAAUUUCCAGUCCUGGCCACUAAUCGUGCUGUUUAUGAUCCUUGUCUUGCUGCUGGGCUUUGGCAUGUGUUACAGGAACAUGACUUCUCAGAAGAAAUGUCAGCCACGGGUGAAAAAUCAGGGACAGCGGGGUUCGUGGAGGGACCAGGUCACCCUGGAGACUAUGAAGCAUCUGUUGUCUGAAGGAAGUCUCAGUCCCAGUGCUCUUCACCCCCUGGUCAGCAAGAAAGGAGAGGGUCUUAGUCUUGAUGGGGCAGAGACAGGCCCCAUGGGCCUCCAGCAGGUCACUGUCGACCACUCUGGGGGAAGAGAGAAUGUCAGCAACACUGUCGGAUCAAUAUUCAUCUACUCCCCGGGGACAGUGAUACUGGGAACCAGCGCAUCAGAGCAAAAGGGGGAGGCUGGGGAGCAGCCGGAGGAGGAAGACAAAAACCCAGAAGAGGGACAGGCCGUCACCAGUGCACCCCAGCAGGAGUCCCUCGAAGAGAGUAGGCGUCCCAUCUACCAGGACAGACCCCUUCAGGGGGCUCCUGUCAGAGGAUGUGUCGAGGAGGCAGAGAAGAAAGAGCUGUGCUAUCCUAUCCCAGCCACUGGGAAAUAAGAGAGAGGGUACAGUACCGCACCGCCAUAGGAGAAGCAGGUACAGAAGUGCCAUGGGGAUCGAAGGGCCAAAUAGACAGGAGAACCAAACUGACAGAGGUCAGGACCAAACUGUGACAGAGGACCAGAAUGAGAACCACAAGGACCAGCAGGAGGACUUGCUCGAAAGUACCUGGAGUACAUGUUAAAAUGUCCAGUGUUAAAGGGGAAUUACACUCUAUAACCCUUA
Molecule: messenger RNA, 1734 nt
Organism: Anguilla anguilla (European eel)
Lineage: Eukaryota; Metazoa; Chordata; Actinopteri; Anguilliformes; Anguillidae
Product: tumor necrosis factor receptor superfamily member 21-like
Exons: 10
Coding region: 106-1506 (466 amino acids)
Biological process (GO): positive regulation of canonical NF-kappaB signal transduction; positive regulation of transcription by RNA polymerase II; defense response to protozoan
Cellular component (GO): external side of plasma membrane; CD40 receptor complex
Molecular function (GO): antigen binding; protein binding
Source: RefSeq, a predicted model, not a curated record